Messenger RNA from Lathyrus oleraceus (garden pea), 1248 nucleotides. RefSeq names its product probable NAD(P)H dehydrogenase (quinone) FQR1-like 2. Gene Ontology annotation, cellular component: membrane. NCBI's taxonomy places the organism in Eukaryota, Viridiplantae, Streptophyta, Magnoliopsida, Fabales, Fabaceae. The record is from RefSeq and is a predicted model, not a curated record. The coding region runs from base 272 to 1003 and encodes 243 amino acids. Gene Ontology annotation, molecular function: FMN binding; NAD(P)H dehydrogenase (quinone) activity. The transcript is spliced from 2 exons.
AUUCCAUCCAUCCAGUGAGAAAUUCACCGGAGACAAUCCUAAUCCUACACAAAAGUGGUAAAGCGUUGGGUGGGGACAUAACUUUUCAUCAUAUCAUUUGAACUCCCCCAACCAGUGACGUCACUUAUCAUUCGUUUAUCCCAAGAUUCCAACUCUCAACUCUCACUCUCACUCUCGCCUCUGAAAUUCUCUAUAAACAAAAUUCACCCCAAUUCAAUUCCAAAAACCCUUCAUCAUUACACCACUCUUCACUGCACAUUUCACAUUCCCAAUGGGAAAAGGCGGAGGCUGUGUUCCCAGCAAGAAAAAACAACCACGCGUGGCCGAAGAAUCUCCGCCGCGACCCGCCCCAGAAUCCGACGAGUCAAUCCGAGAAGUACCCUUAACCGACGCAAAACUCAAAGUCUUCAUCGUCUUCUACUCCAUGUACGGCCACGUGGAAGGGUUGGCGAAGAGAUUGAAGCAAGGCGUGGACGCUGUCGAAGGUGUGGAAGGGGUUUUGUACAGAGUACCUGAGACAUUGUCGAUUGAGGUCUUGAAUCAGAUGAAAGCGCUGCCGGAAGAUGAAACUAUUCCGGUUAUAUCACCGGAGGAGCUUCCUGCUGCUGAUGGUGUUUUGUUUGGGUUUCCUACUAGGUAUGGUUCUAUGGCGGCGCAAAUGAAGGCUUUCUUUGAUUCCACUGGGAGUUUGUGGCAGGGGCAGAAGCUUGCCGGAAAACCUGCCGGAUUUUUUGUUAGUACUGGUACUCAAGGUGGCGGUCAAGAAACCACUGCUUGGACGGCAAUCACUCAGCUGGCACAUCAAGGAAUGCUGUUUGUUCCUAUUGGAUAUACAUUUGGACCUGGAAUGUUCAAUUUGGAUUCCAUCAGAGGUGGUUCUCCAUAUGGUGCAGGAGUGUUUGCGGGUGAUGGCACAAGAGAGGCAAGUGAAACAGAGCUUGCACUUGCUGAGCAUCAGGGCAAAUAUAUGGCUGCCAUAGUCAAGCGACUCGCUAAGUCCUGAUGCUAGUUUCUUGAUUUCAUUCUAUUAUUGUUGGUCAUCUGUAUGUUUUCCACCUUUCUUUGCUGUCAAACUGAUUCUGACAUUUUACCGGUGUGUUGUGACGAGGAAUGACAGUUCUGUUGCACUCUAUCAGUGUCAAUUUUGAUGGGGAUAGGAAUCCCAUGUUGUUAUAAGGUUCUGCUUUGUUCUGGAAGUUGUACAUGUUUCUAAAUUAUCAAAUCGUAGUGUGAAUCUGUUUAUCUUCA